CCGGGUCCCCCCGGCUGCCUGGGCUGGAGGCGCCCGCAGCCCCGGCCCCCCCGACCCCCCCGGAUCGCCCGGGUCCCCCCGGCUCGUCCCGGCCCCCCCAGCCCGGGGGGCGGGCCCUGCGCACCCAAAGAUGGCGGGCGCGGCGCGGGGCCCGGGCGGGCUGUGCCUCCCGCUGCUGCUGCUGCUGGGCCGGGCGGCGGGCGGGCUGCUGUACCCCCGGGACACCCCUUCCCGGGAGCGGAAGGAGCUCGGCGGCCUCUGGAGCUUUCGCGCAGACUUCUCGCCGGGCAGGGACGCCGGCUUCGUGCAGCGCUGGUACCGGCAGCCGCUCCGGCAGACCGGCCCUGUGAUUGACAUGCCAGUGCCUGCCAGCUUCAACGACGUCACUCAGGACCCCAGCUUGGAGAACUACAUCGGCUGGGUGUGGUAUGAGAAGGAGGUGCUGCUGCCCCCCCGCUGGCUCCAGGGUGACCCCCCCACCAGGGUGCUGCUCCGUUUCGGCAGUGCCCAUUACUACGCCAUGGUGUGGGUCAAUGGAGUGCCAGUGGUGGAGCACGAAGGGGGUCACCUCCCUUUUGAAGCAGAUAUAAGCAGCAUUGUCCAGGCCAGCCCGGGGGUCCCUUGCCGCAUCACUGUCGCGCUCAACAACACCCUGACACCCCACACGCUGCCUCCGGGGUCCAUUCAGUACAUGAGUGACAAAACAAGGUAUCCCAAGAACUAUUUUGUACAGAACAUCAGGUUUGAUUUCUUUAAUUAUGCUGGAAUCCAUCGCCCGGUUGUGCUUUACACCACUCCUUCUGUCUACAUAGAUGAUAUUACUGUGACAACCACUUCAUCAGAGAGCCUUGCAAUGGUGCAGUAUCAGGUGGUGGUCGUGGGCAGCACCCUCUAUUCCUUGUCCCUCAGUUUACGUGACCAAGAAGGGAAAGUGGUUGCUACAGGUGAUGGGCCAGCUGGAGAGCUAAAAGUCCUGAACCCAAAUCUUUGGUGGCCUUACCUGAUGCACGAGAACCCUGGGUACCGCUACUCCUUGGAGGUGCAAAUGAAGGCACAGGUGGACGGAGCGUUGCUGGAGGACGUGUACACGCUCCCGGUCGGCAUCCGCACGGUGCACGUCACCAGCACGCAGUUCCUCAUCAACGGCAGGCCCUUCUACUUCCACGGCGUCAACAAGCACGAAGACGCGGACAUCCGUGGCAAAGGCUUUGACUGGCCCCUGGUCAUGAAGGACUUCAACCUGCUGCGCUGGCUGGGGGCAAACUCCUUCCGUACCAGCCACUACCCCUACGCCGAGGAGAUCAUGGACCUGUGCGAUGCCUACGGCAUCGUGGUGAUCGACGAGUGCCCGGGAGUGGGGAUUAAAAUGCCUGAGAGCUUCGGGAACAAGUCCUUGCAGCAUCACCUGGUUGUGAUGGAGGAGCUGAUCCGCAGGGAUAAGAACAGGCCGUCAGUGGUGAUGUGGUCGGUAGCCAACGAGCCGGCAUCAGAGCUGCCUCCAGCUGCCUCCUACUUUAAGACAGUGAUAGCUCACACUAAAGCUCUUGAUCCCUCCAGACCCGUCACCUUUGUGACAGAUGCUAAUUACGCUCUUGAUCGUGGUGCUCCUUAUGUGGAUGUGAUCUGUGUGAACAGCUACUUCUCCUGGUAUCAUGACCCAGGCCACCUGGAAGUUAUCCCACUACAACUCACAACACAGUUUGAGAACUGGUAUAAAACCUACCAAAAACCCAUCAUCCAGAGUGAAUAUGGAGCAGACUCAGUUCCUGGACUUCACAGUGAUCCCCCCCUGAUGUUCAGCGAGGAGUACCAGAAGGCCAUGCUACAGGAGUACCACUCUGUUUUUGACAAAAAGAGGAAAGAGUACGUGAUUGGGGAGCUCAUAUGGAAUUUUGCUGAUUUCAUGACUAACCAAGGGACCACACGUGUUUUGGGGAACAAGAAGGGAAUAUUUACCCGCCAACGACAGCCCAAGUCAGCUGCCUUUGUUCUUAGAGAAAGAUACUGGAAAAUUGCAAAUGAAUCAAGCUGUCUUCCUCCUAUAAUAAAAUCACAUCAUCUCUUUCUAAAAUGAAAUCAAAAGGUAUAAUGCCUGGGUAUUAUGCUGAACUCUUUCAAUAAAUUUGUUUAAAUAAUA
Molecule: messenger RNA, 2137 nt
Organism: Apus apus (common swift)
Lineage: Eukaryota; Metazoa; Chordata; Aves; Apodiformes; Apodidae
Gene: GUSB
Product: glucuronidase beta
Exons: 12
Coding region: 131-2074 (647 amino acids)
Biological process (GO): glucuronoside catabolic process; carbohydrate metabolic process
Molecular function (GO): beta-glucuronidase activity; carbohydrate binding
Source: RefSeq, a predicted model, not a curated record